This is a messenger RNA of Lotus japonicus, 3076 nucleotides long. RefSeq names its product U-box domain-containing protein 44-like. The record is from RefSeq and is a predicted model, not a curated record. Bases 441 to 2933 code for a protein of 830 amino acids. Lineage: Eukaryota; Viridiplantae; Streptophyta; Magnoliopsida; Fabales; Fabaceae. The transcript is spliced from 4 exons. Gene Ontology annotation, molecular function: protein binding.
UAAGGAAGAAAAAGCUUGGAAAUGGACCUGGAAAGAAAGAUUAAAGGGUCCAAGCAAGUGGGAGCAAAUGGCCAAGCUCAUCCAAUAAAUAAAGACAGAGAAGAGAAAGAUACCAUGUGGAACAAAGUAGGAGAAUAUACAAUACAAUCUUAUAUUUAUUGGGUCACAGUCAUAGCCAUCUUAAAAUGACUUGUUCUUACUAUAUUCAUUCCAAACUUCAAACCCCUUGUUUUACCCUUCAGGUUCAAGGCCAACAGUAAGAAGAAGAACAAGUGGGGUGGUCUUAUUCUUUGCUUGUUGGUUUGGAUUUCUUGAAAAAUUCUCAUCUUUAAACAUGUGGGGCCUGAGAUUCUAACUAAGCUCAAGAGUAGAAUAAUCAGUUUCCUUUGUCUGAUCAGCUUUGCAAUCUCUCUGCAGUUUUCAUGAAUGAUUAACUAAUUAUGAUGGAAAAGCGAGACUUUUCUGAAUUCCUAUCAGAGCUAAUAGUGCUAAGCAAUGAGGUUGCUUCUUUUGCCAAGAAUCCUGAAAUUGAGAUAGAUGCUUUUGAUGAGUUUGCUAUGCUCGUUGAGAAAUUCGCACCUAUCUUCAAUGAUUUGAGGGACAAAAGCACAAUCAUGGGCAAGCCAGCUAUUAGAAAAUCGUUGGAAUCAAUUGAGAAUGAGCUUAACCGUGCUAAAGCUUUGAUCAGAAGUCCCUAUUUGAAAGAGCCUGUUAAACAAAUUGAGGACAUAACUCGUGAUCUUGGUCGAUCAUUUGGCCUGCUUAUUGUGGCUAGCCUUGAAGUGUCCACAGAUUUUAGAGAAAAGAUUGGUGUAUUGCAAAAGCAGUUGAUGAAUGCAAGAUUUGGUGGAUAUAAUACUAGUCUAACUUCAAGUCCAGUGUCAAAUUUUGUCAGGGAUGUGAAGGUGGAAGGGGAAAUAGAAGAGGAAAUAGUUAAUGUCAUUGUCACCCUUGAGGAUGUUGUGCUGCAACUUAAGAAUGGUAGUGCUGAAGAAUUUGCUGUUGUACUUAUGAGACUAAAGAAGUUAAUCAGGGAUGGACAACUGGAUAGUGGUUUAAUUAAUGAGAAUUUUAUUGUUUGUGUUCUUUUUAAUCGUCUAAGUUCAUGUAAGGCAGAAGAUAGGCUCACAGUCAUUCAAUUGCUACGAAGUAUCGCCUUGGGAAAUGAUGAGUCAAAGGAGAAGAUGGCAAAUAUUGAGUUUUUAUCAGCAUUGGUGAAGUCUCUAAUAAGGGGUGAAGAAGAGAGGAGGGAAACAGUGGGACUGUUGCUAGAACUAUCUGACCUUGCCGCAGUUAGACGUCAGAUUGGAAGAAUUAAGGGGUGCAUUCUUAUGUUAACUUCUAUCCUGAAUGGAAUUGACCCUGUUGCUUCACAUGAUGCAGCAAAGUUAUUGGAUAUAUUAUCCAGUAAUUCUCAAAAUGCACUUCAUAUGGCUGCAGCUGGUUACUUUAGGCCACUAGUGCAUUAUUUGGAGAAAGGAUCUGACAUGAACAAAAUCCUUAUGGCAACAUCACUUUCUAGGUUGGUUCUCACUGAUCACUGCAAACUUUCCCUUGGACAAGAGGGGGCAGUUGAAUCCCUUGUCAAAAUGUUUAACUCAGGGAAGCUUGAGUCCAAGUUAUCUGCUCUAAAUGCAUUGCAAAACCUUUCGAGCUUGACCGAAAAUGUGCAACGUCUGGUCAAAACUGGAAUUGUAGGAUAUCUGCUGCAACUCCUUUUCUCUGUAACUUCUGUGCUCAUGACUUUGCGGGAGCCUGCAUCAGCUAUGCUCGCAAGAAUUGCUCAGUCAGAAUCCUUUCUUGUAAACCAAGACGCGGCGCAGCAAAUGCUUUCACUUUUGAGUCUUAACAACAGCAAGGUAAUUCAAGGUCAUCUAUUAGAAGCUCUAGACAGCAUUGCGUCCCAUCCUGGUGCUUCUAAAGUGAGAAGAAAAAUGAAGGAAAAAGGUGCCCUUCAGCUAAUUUUACCCCUUCUGAAGGAAACUAAAAUAAGGAGCAAGGCCUUGAGUUUGCUAUAUACUCUCUCCAAAGAUCUAACAGAAGAGUUUAGUGAACAUCUUGAUCAAACUCAUCUUCUCAACAUUGUUAACAUUGUCAUAUCAACAACAUCAGAUAAUGAAAAGGCUAAUGCUGUUGGCAUACUGAGUAAUCUUCCGGUUAACGAUAAGAAAGUGACAGAUAUGCUAAAGAGAGCAAAUUUGUUGCCAAUGUUGGUACACAUUAUGGAUUCAAGCACUGGAAGUAACUCACUCACAAGAAGUAUCAUAGCUGAGAGUAUUGCAGGUAUUGUAAUCCGGUUCACGUGUGCCUCUGACAAGAAACUACAACUUCUUUCAGCAGAGCAAGGGGUGAUUCCUUUGCUUGUAAAAGUUCUCUCAGGUGGUUCAACAAUCACAAAAUUUAGAGCUGCUACCUCUCUGGCUCAACUAUCACAAAAUUCUCUACCUCUCAGGAGGUCUUGGAAGUCAAGGUGGUUGUGUGCUUCUCACUCAGUUAAUAAUGCAUAUUGUGAAGUUCAUGAUGGCUAUUGCUUUGUGAACAGCACUUUUUGUCUGAUUAAAGCAGGUGCUGUUUCUCCACUUAUCCAAAUAUUGGUAGAUAAGGAUGAGGAAGCAGUGGAAGCUUCUCUGAGUGCCCUUUCAACUCUCUUGCAGGAUGAAAUUUGGGAAGGAGGUGUGAAAUGCAUAGCUGAAUUGUCAGGAGUAGACCCUAUUGUGAAAAUUUUAGAAACUGGUAAUUUGAAGGUUCAAGAAAAAGCACUGUGGAUGUUGGAGAGAAUAUUCAGGGUUGAUGGGUACAGAGUAAAAUAUGGUGAAUCUGCUGAGGCAGUUCUUAUUGAUCUGGCACAGAAGAAUGAUUCUGGAUUGAAGCCAACAGUUGCAAAAGUUUUGGCAUUGUUGGAGCUCCUGCAAGCUCAAUCUAGUUAUUUCUGAAUCAAAAACCUUGUGAUCAAGUGAUUUUGUUAAGUUCCAUUCAUUUAUAUUUUCUUUUUUUUUUUUUGAAGACAAAAGUAACCAAUUAUAUUCAAAUCAAUGAGAAUCUACAUCAGGAGCAUCAGCAGCUAAGCUGAGUAAAA